Cylindrotheca closterium is the source of this 723-nucleotide messenger RNA. The record is from the annotation of a GenBank genome assembly. Lineage: Eukaryota; Bacillariophyta; Bacillariophyceae; Bacillariales; Bacillariaceae.
AUGAGUCCAGUUUUGAAAUUCAUUGGCAAGACCACCUCAACCGUGGUCGCUGGAACCUUUUUUGUAAUCUUGGCGUGGCAACGCGACGCCUUGAUGGUGAGUUUCUUUGUCGGCGCCAUUUCCAAUGGCAUUUUGAGCAAGGUUUUGAAAAAAGCGAUUCGACAAGAACGGCCCAUGAUGGAGUAUGUUUUGGAAUCGUCUGCUGCUGGUGCUGGUAGUAGUAGUAGUAGUGGCAAUAGUAUAUUGGAACCACCACCGCCCAGUGACAAUGGCAUGCCCUCCUCACACGCCAUGAGUUUGGGCUUUAUUGGGACCUUUACAGGAUUUUUACUCAUGGAUUACCAUUAUCCCUACUCGACUUUGUUGUUGUUGGUGGCGUAUGCUUCCAUUUCGCUGUGGUACCGCAUCGUUUCCAAGUUGCACACGUGGGAACAAAUUGCGGUUGGGCUAUCCGUGGGGACCAUGAAUGGUGUAUUGUGGCGAUGCCUUUGUUUUGGAACCACUCAGCCAUUUAGCAGUGCGGUCACUCAAGACUUGCCAAUCAAUGUCAUGGAAUUUGUCACCAAUAACUUGUUGAACGAUCAAGGAGUCUUGCCACUCUAUGGAUUGGCCAUUCCGGCAUUGUUGGGCGCCGUGAUUGUGGGAAGUGUGGAACGGCGGAUUGGCCGAUUCUUGAAAUUGAAAAGCGAGAAACAAAAAGAUGCGGCAAAUAAACAAGCGUGA